Messenger RNA from Fonsecaea multimorphosa CBS 102226, 1920 nucleotides. RefSeq lists its product as uncharacterized. The record is from RefSeq and is a predicted model, not a curated record. Bases 1 to 1920 code for a protein of 639 amino acids. The transcript has 3 exons. Lineage: Eukaryota; Fungi; Ascomycota; Eurotiomycetes; Chaetothyriales; Herpotrichiellaceae.
AUGGCAGAGGCCAUCUCUCCCUUCAUCACAAUCGGUCAGGAUAAGUACUAUGUCGCCUUGGACUCGGAUUGCAGCCGUUUACCGCCCUCCUUGGUUCCCAGACUCACUCGAUUUGAGCAAGAGCUCAUUCCCGCAACUGCCAUCGAAUGGAACGAGUCAAGCUUCACCCCAGAUCACCUUGCUUCAGUAUCCUCCAACUUCAGCACCGCAGAUGACAUCUGGAGCAAGAGUUUCCUCUCCUUGAUUCUCUUGCUGCGCCCGUCCGGCACGGAAUGUAACGUCAGAAAACGGCGGAUCCUUUCUGUCUGGAACUCCCAAGUCGAACUGAAUAAUGGGCCGUACGUCGUCUCAAGAGCGUCAGGUAAAGUCUUUCGCGUCUAUAAACUGGCAACAGACUCUCAUCAUGCGUUUGUGACCGGGAUCUUGCGGCAGCCAGGUUCAACGUCAACAUGGCGAAUUUUUCCAAUCGGUGUCCCAUUGCCCUCAAAGCUGUCUCGCAAUCACGAUGGUAGACCUUUAGCGGGCUUGAGAUUCGCCGUCAAGGAUACAAUCGCCAUCAGAGGACUGAAGACUGCCUUUGGCAACAAAGCCUGGCAUGACACCUAUCCUCCAGAGAAAGCCACUGCGCCGAUUAUCAAAUCACUACUCGAAGCUGGCGCUGUUCUGGUCGGAAAGCUCAAGACGACCGAGUUCGCCGAGGGGAUUGACCCCUGCGAAUGGACUGACGAUGUCUGUCCUUUCAACCCGAGGGGUGACGGCCUCCAAAAACCCUCGUCUUCCAGUACUGGCAGUGCCGUAGCAGCCGCAGCUUACGACUGGUUGGACUUCACAAUUGGAACAGAUACUGGCGGGUCGAUAAGACAUCCGGCCGGGGUGAACGGAGUAUUUGGGCAACGACCUUCGCAUGGACUGAUAAGCCUUGAGGGAGUCCUCGGAGCAACGGACUUGUUCAACACGGUUGGAAUCUUUGCCAGGAAUAUCGAUGUUUUCACUCGCGUCGGCUCUUAUCUCAUUUCCAGGGCUCAGCCCUCGUCGAGGUUUCCUCCAGAGAGUCGCAAGUAUAACUUGCUCUGCCCAACAAGACCAGCGCCAUCCAACAAUGGAGGGAAUUAUCAUCAUGACCAGCAAAAGUGGCUUCCCCAUCCCACAGUCGACGCGAAACACUGGUCCCUAGCUGAGAAACAAAUCGAGACAAUGCUCACCAGACUCGCAUCUCAUCUUGACUGUGAGAGGGUGUUUUUUGACAUCGAUGAGCUGUGGAGAGCCACACCACCGAUUGGACAGCCAAGGUCGCUUGAUGAAGCUGUGGGACACAUCUACUCAUCUAUCACGACAGCGUCGGCGCUUGCAGGAGGCAUCGAUCAAUUCUUAGACAAAUACCGGGCCAACAACAACGGAGGGCCUCCAAAAGUGUCGGAUCUGGUCCAGCGCCGUCUCGAACAUGGACGCAACUUGUCCACAGAGAGAAUCAUCGACGCCCUGGAGGCGAUGCAGGCGUUCAAACUUUGGGUCGAAACCACUGUUUUCGGUUCCUACGACCAGGAAGCCAUCACUUUGUUGGUAUUCCCGCAAUCCCGUGGUCACCCAGACUACCGCGACGACGUGCCCGACCGAACUGAACUCUUCAAUGAUACUUUCAGCAUCUAUUCUUUCGGGUAUUUGGUAGGGUGUCCAGACUACACGAUCCCUAUUGCAGAGGUUCCGUAUUUGUCAAAGAUUACCUCUGAGAUUGAAUAUCUUCCCGUAUCGAUCAGUCUCGUUGGGCGGCCAGGCUCGGAUCUGGAGCUCUUCAAUGUCGUGCGACAAUUGCACAGGUUUGGUGUCAUCUCGGAUGUGGCCACGGGCCCGCGACUAUAUCCACGGCAGCACAUUGAUGCUCAUGGCGUAUCCUCGCACCACAGUGCAAGCAGUCCGAUCUAA